Molecule: messenger RNA, 1764 nt
Organism: Emys orbicularis (European pond turtle)
Lineage: Eukaryota; Metazoa; Chordata; Testudines; Emydidae
Gene: FAM227A
Product: family with sequence similarity 227 member A
Exons: 15
Coding region: 1-1764 (587 amino acids)
Source: RefSeq, a predicted model, not a curated record
AUGGCAGCCUUAAAUAAUAUUUCACCGAUGAACCCAUUCCAAGAAUUUAUGGGGGUAUUGCCCCUGAAACAAGCAAAGGAGACUGAGAAGUUGGACAUGCAGCAGAGCCUAAAUGAGAAACCUUCAUUGUGCCCAAUUGGCAGUAUGCAGAAAGUGAACCAGAAAAUUGCACAUUUGCGACUGGAGCUGGAAAAAUUCCACACUGGUGACCUGGUGAUUGAGGACUUGGAAUCAUUAAAGAGAUACUCUGGACAGAAGAGCUUCAGAAGAGAGAAAAAGCACUUCAAGACAUCCAGGGACAGAGACAGAGAUAGGAAGGAGAUAUGCCACUUUGCCCAGAAGUAUGAGCACUCUAUGCAUGCGUCAGACUUUGACCUACUAUCUCAGACCAAGCUCACCUACAAGAAGCCUCAGAAUACAUCAGAAAAGAACAAGCUGGUGGAACUGUAUCAAUACCCAGGAUACAACGAGCAUGAGCCAACACCGCUGCCUAAUGGGACGGAGCUGGCUGAAGUCAUAGAGAAGGUGGUGUGUGCCCAGAGAAAGUCAGCAAGUGGGAAGACUCCUUUUCCUUCAAAGAUGCUGCAGAAGUUUCUCACAGCUCCAGUCUCCCAUGCUAUCCUGUUGGACAGCUUCUGGUGGUUUUUUCUCCACUUAUAUCAGCCAAAUAGAGAGAUUCAGGGACGGCUGUUUGAUCGCAUUGCAAAGAAUUAUGCCGCCCUCCUGUUUGACUGUCACAAGUUCCGCUACCAGAAUGCUCUUAUUAAAGUUUUCCCUUCAUUGCUGAGCCAAACCUUGUACACUUGCUUCUGCUCCUGCUUUCCAAGAUCCUGGUUCAAUACACAUGAGUUCAAGUCCCAGCUCUGCAAUGUGCUGUCAGAGUGGAUGGCAGGGACACUGCCUGUCCCAGGGAGCUACAGUAACUGGGACUACUCCCAUCUGGAACCAGAGAGAUUUAGGAGGGAAGACUUGCUGUCAACAAAGGGAAAGCAGAGGACAGAAUCCUCUGUCCCCUUUGCUUCCUCAAAGGCUUCUGACAACCCAGAAAAGACUCCUCAGCCAUCCAUUCAACCAUACAAGAAAUCCAUGUCUUUGGGCCAAACUGUUAACAAGUACCAACCUGAUCAAACAAGCGUGGACCUCGACUCCAAGGAAGUUGUACAUGCAUCUAUGUCCUUGAAAGGCAUCAAUCCUCAUACCAUGCCACAUGAUCUGCAGCCUGAAAAGGAUGACCUGAAAAGUGCUUGGAAGCAGCCCCAACGCACAUUUGAAACAAGGCGGCUAAAGAUCGCCCCCCUUCAUAGAGAGUCACACCCAGCUUGUCAGGGCCCUGACUUCACUUGGCAUCUCUUUAACAUCAAUGGACACAGCCCACUAAUUCAGCACUUCCUCCAGAGCUAUAAUGUUGAACCACAGUCUGGACAAGACAUCUUGAUUCACAGGAGGGAGAUCUGCAAGCCUAUACCGGAGUCCACCCCAACCUAUUCAGAUGUGAUCCGACAAGGUUUUAAUCAUAUUCGCCAUCUGGACAAUGCCUUCAAAACAGUGCACCAGAGACACUGCAGAGAAAUGAAGGAUUUUGACCAGCACCAGUGGAAGGAGAAGCAAGAAUUCCUCAGAAAAGAGAAGCAAUUGCUGUCAGAGAAAAGAGAGAUGAAGAAGCUGAACCAAUUGUUGACCCCUCGCCUGGAUGUACUCUUCAGUUCUGACAAGUCUUCAAGUCUGUCACAGAAGUGUCUUCAUCCAGAAACAGCCAAACAGUAA